Messenger RNA from Cornus florida, 1364 nucleotides. Its product is annotated as zinc transporter 1-like. Gene Ontology annotation, cellular component: plasma membrane. The transcript has 3 exons. The record is from RefSeq and is a predicted model, not a curated record. Gene Ontology annotation, molecular function: zinc ion transmembrane transporter activity. Bases 236 to 1321 code for a protein of 361 amino acids. Gene Ontology annotation, biological process: zinc ion transmembrane transport. Lineage: Eukaryota; Viridiplantae; Streptophyta; Magnoliopsida; Cornales; Cornaceae.
GAGAUAAAAUUGUUUUAUUUGUACUACAUCCAUCAUUGGACAUAUCAAAGCAGGAACUUGGUAACCAGACCUGUACUACCUAGCCAAACUGGUAACCAGACAUGUAAUGUACUCUCUAGCUGUAUUUCAUGUUCAUUCUAUAUAUAAUAUAUAGGCAUAUAACACACACACACACACAGAGGAAGAAGAAAACCUCUCUCACAUAUCCAAAACCCUCUCUCUUUCUAUAGACACCAUGAACAAGUUUGGAGUUUGUCCCUUGCACAUAACAAUGAUAACACUCCUCGUUGUUGUUCUUCCUACUGUAAUUUCUGCUGAGUGCACAUGUGAUGUUGAAACCGAAAAGCCAAGCAGAAGUGAAUCCCUCAAGUAUAAACUAGCUGCAAUUGCUUCUAUUCUUGUUGCUGGUGCUAUCGGGGUGAGCCUCCCAUUGCUGGGAAGGAAAAUUGAAGCUCUGAACCCUGAAAACGAUAUCUUCUUCAUGAUCAAAGCCUUUGCUGCAGGCGUCAUUCUAGCAACCGGCUUCAUCCACAUACUGCCUGAUGCCUUUGACAAUCUAACAUCGCCCUGCCUUGAGGAGAAACCGUGGGGGAGUUUUCCAUUCACGGGGUUCGUGGCCAUGAUGUCUUCCAUCGGAACUUUAAUGGUGGACUCAUUCGCAACUAGUUUUUAUAAGAAUAAGCACUUCGAUAAGUCUCAGCAGGGGGGUGUGGUUGACACAGAGAGGGAUGAAGAGCAUGGAGGGCAUGUUCAUAUUCACACACAUGCCACACAUGAUCACGCUCACGCUCACGCUCACGGCUCUGCAAUUCCCUCUGAUGAAAGGGGUGCAUCAGAACUCAUCCGGAAUCGUGUCAUUUCACAAGUUCUGGAGUUGGGAAUUGUUGUUCACUCAGUAAUCAUUGGAAUCUCCUUGGGAGCUUCUGAAAGCCCUGAAACAAUAAAGCCUCUGUUAGCAGCACUGUCUUUCCAUCAGUUUUUCGAGGGCAUGGGACUAGGCGGCUGCAUCUCUCAGGCCAAAUUCAAGUCCCUAUCCAUGGUGAUUAUGGCACUCUUCUUCUCCCUCACCACUCCAGUAGGGAUUGCGAUUGGUAUCGGAGUAUCAAGUGUUUACAGCGAAACAAGCUCAACUGCCCUAAUUGUUGAAGGGAUGUUCAAUGCUGCUUCGGCCGGGAUCUUGAUAUACAUGGCACUUGUUGACCUACUAGCAGCAGAUUUCAUGAACCCAAGGAUGCAAAACAACAGAAGGCUUCAACUAGGAGCAAAUAUUUCACUUCUUCUAGGAGCUGGUUGUAUGUCUGUUCUAGCCAAAUGGGCUUGAAUACUCAGAGCAAAAUAUGUAAUUUUUGAGUCAAGUGCUCUCA